CCCGGGCCACGGUCCAGGCGAGGACACUGCCCCGGGAGCGGAGUGGGCUGUCCCGCUCGGGGACACUCGCCGUGGGCAGGGCCGCCCCUCGCUGCGCCCCAGUCCCUGGGAGUCCAGGCGCCCCCGCGCUGAAGGAAGGCCGCGCCAGGAGGCACCAUGCCCCAGACCGUGGUCCUCCCGGGCCCCGCGCCCUGGGGCUUCAGACUCUCCGGGGGCAUAGACUUCAACCAGCCUUUGGUCAUCACCAGGAUUACUCCAGGAAGCAAGGCGGCAGCUGCCAACCUGUGUCCUGGAGAUGUCAUCCUGGCUAUUGAUGGCUUUGGUACAGAGUCCAUGACUCACGCUGAUGCACAGGACAGGAUUAAAGCAGCAGCACACCAGCUGUGUCUCAAAGUUGACAGGGCAGACACUCGCUUAUGGUCUCCACAGGUAACUGAAGAUGGGAAGGGUCAUCCUUUCAAAAUCAACUUAGAAUCAGAACCACAGGAGGUGAACUACUUUGAACACAAGCACAAUAUUCGGCCCAAACCUUUCAUAAUCCCAGGCCGAACCAGUGGAUGCAGUACUCCGUCCGGUAUUGACGGUGGCAGUGGACGUAGCACCCCUUCUUCUGUCAGUACUCUUAGUACUAUUUGCCCAGGUGACUUGAAAGUUGCUGCUAAGAUGGCCCCUAACAUUCCUUUGGAAAUGGAACUUCCUGGUGUGAAGAUUGUACAUGCCCAGUUUAAUACACCUAUGCAGUUGUACUCAGAUGACAAUAUUAUGGAAACACUUCAGGGUCAGGUUUCAACAGCGCUAGGGGAAGCACCCUCAAUGAGUGAACCCGUCGCCUCGGUGCCCCCCCAGUCGGACGUGUACCGGAUGCUCCACGACAAUCGGGAUGAACCUACUCAGCCUCGCCAGUCAGGCUCCUUCAGAGUGCUCCAGGAACUAGUUAACGAUGAUGACCGUCCUGCUGGAACUCGGAGUGUGAGGGCUCCAGUUACAAAGGUCCACGGUGGUGCUGGCAGCACACAAAAGAUGCCACUCUGUGACAAAUGUGGGAGUGGCAUUGUGGGUGCCGUUGUGAAGGCGCGGGAUAAGUACCGGCAUCCGGAGUGCUUCGUGUGUGCAGACUGUAACCUCAACCUCAAACAGAAGGGCUACUUCUUCGUGGAGGGGGAGCUGUACUGCGAAACUCACGCCCGAGCCCGCAUGAGGCCCCCAGAGGGCUACGACACAGUCACCCUUUAUCCCAGGGCUUAAGUCUCACGCAGACGGGAGCACGCAUGCGCUCACCCACGCGCCCUUACACGGGGGGACAUUAAUGGCUUUGAGCACCAGUAUAGCAAACUGUUGACACCAACCCUAAAACCAAGGCUUUUAGACGUUUAUCUUAUUGUGUUCUGAGGAAAAGGAAUAGGAGGCAAAUGCCUGCUGUCACAGAAACGUACAUUCAG
Molecule: messenger RNA, 1439 nt
Organism: Ceratotherium simum simum (southern white rhinoceros)
Lineage: Eukaryota; Metazoa; Chordata; Mammalia; Perissodactyla; Rhinocerotidae
Gene: PDLIM3
Product: PDZ and LIM domain 3
Biological process (GO): muscle structure development; actin cytoskeleton organization; heart development
Cellular component (GO): adherens junction; Z disc; stress fiber
Molecular function (GO): actin binding; muscle alpha-actinin binding
Source: RefSeq, a predicted model, not a curated record